This is a messenger RNA of Fonsecaea nubica, 1236 nucleotides long. RefSeq lists its product as hypothetical. The record is from RefSeq and is a predicted model, not a curated record. The coding region runs from base 1 to 1236 and encodes 411 amino acids. Gene Ontology annotation, biological process: tubulin complex assembly; post-chaperonin tubulin folding pathway. Lineage: Eukaryota; Fungi; Ascomycota; Eurotiomycetes; Chaetothyriales; Herpotrichiellaceae. Gene Ontology annotation, cellular component: cytoplasm. The transcript is spliced from 3 exons.
AUGGAGCCUCAAAACCAAGCACGCCAGGUUGCCGAGCCUCUCGGCGAGCUCUCCCAUCAACAGCGUUUCUUCAACUUUUUCCAGCAUGAAAUAACCGCUCUCCAGGAUGAAAUGGAUCGUCUCUCCGAGACUGCGCUCAUAGGCGGCGAGCGCUCCGAUGCUAUGGACCAUUGCCUCGCCGGCAUCACGCGACUAUCUGGCGAGGUCAAGGACGCCUCAGGAUACAUUCCUCCUUACGACCAGAGAACAUAUGGCGAGGCUAUCAAGGCACUGCAAGAGAAGCUGGAUGAAACACGCAAAUCCCACGCUCCCAAACCCAAGUUCUCCUUCAAGUCCAAAUCUCCCUCCGCCUUGUCACUCAGCGAUGCUGCAGAGCUUGCGGCAGAGAAACGGCGCAAUGUACCAGGCUAUCUAUCGCCUUCCUCGAAUCCCUCGUUUGUCAAUACCCCUAGUUAUGUCAACACCCCUGCCAAUGAGAGAGCACAAGACGAACAGGAGUCGAUACCUGGGGAACAUGAUGAAGCUGCUGCACAAGACAAAGACGCCGUCACAAUCAACACUGAAACGAAAGCACAGUCACCCCCCGCCGACCCUGCCCAAGGGAGUGACCGCCCGUCUCUGUCCACAACAGCAACAUCGACCUCAAUCUCGAAUCAAUCCAACACACACGUUAUCCUGCCCUCUUCGGCCCCAAACACGCAAACGCCUUGUUCGCUGUCAAAGCUCAAUGGGUGCGUGGUUGAUCUAUCUGUACCGACAACCGCCACAGCACCCUUUGCGAGCAUAACUAUCACCACUAUCUCCUCAUCUCUGAUCCUCUGUGGUUCAGUUUCCGGCCCUGCGCACAUAACAGGCGUAAAGAACAGCGUGCUUGUACUCAAGUGCCGCCAGUUCCGUAUGCAUGACUGUGAGAAGGUGGAUGUCUACUUGCACUGCACGAGCCGGCCGAUCAUCGAGGAUUGCAAGGGCAUAAGGUUCGCUGUCUUGCCAAAAUUCCACAGUGACCUGAUCUCCGCUUCUCAAGAAGAUCCUUCGGCCGUGCCAAACCAAUGGAACCAGAUCGACGACUUCAAGUGGCUUUCCCCCGAUAAACCCAGUCCGAAUUGGUCAUUGCUGCCAGCUGAAGACAGUGUGCCGGACGAGACCUGGCGAGAGGUUGUCCCGGGUGGACCUGGCUGGAGCGUGAGCGAUAUUCUCAAGGCGGUGGGCGUGGGCGGCACAGCGGGCAGUACCUGA